AUAAAUGUAGAGCGGUGGCGCGGGCCGGCAGCUCUCUCCGAGGGGCUGCGGCACAGCCAUGCAGUUCCCGCACCCGGGGCCCGCGGCUGCGCCCGCCGUGGGAGUACCGCUGUACGCGCCCACGCCGCUGCUGCAGCCCGCUCACCCGACGCCCUUCUACAUCGACGACAUCCUGGGUCGCGGGCCCGCCGCGCCCACGCCCACCCCCACGCUGCCAUCCCCCAACUCCUCCUUCACCAGCCUCGUGUCCUCCUACCGGACCCCGGUGUACGAGCCCACGCCGGUCCACCCCGCCUUCUCGCACCACCCCGCCGCCGCGCUGGCCGCCGCCUACGGCUCCGGUGGCUUCGGAGGCCCUCUGUACUCCUUCCCGCGGACGGUGAACGACUACACGCACGCCCUGCUCCGCCACGACCCCCUGGGCAAGCCCUUGCUCUGGAGCCCAUUCCUGCAACGGCCCCUCCACAAAAGGAAAGGCGGCCAAGUGAGGUUCUCCAACGACCAGACCAUCGAGCUGGAGAAGAAGUUCGAGACUCAGAAAUACCUCUCCCCACCUGAGAGGAAGCGUCUGGCUAAGAUGUUGCAGCUGAGUGAGAGACAGGUCAAAACCUGGUUUCAGAAUCGACGAGCUAAAUGGAGGCGACUGAAACAGGAGAAUCCUCAAAGCAAUAAAAAGGAUGAGUUGGACAAUUUGGACACUUCUUGUGACCGGAGCCAAGACUCGCCCAGUGAACAGAGUAAAGGUGCCUCUUUGGAUAGUUCUCAGUGUUCACCUUCUCCAGCCUCUCGGGAAGACCCUGACUCCGAGAUCUCAGAGGAUUCUGACCAGGAAGUGGACAUUGAGGGUGACAAAAGCUAUUUUAAUGCCGGAUGAUGGUCACGGCGGAGAUGCAUUCAGAGACCGGACUUUCGAAUAGUGUUUUGCUACAGACAAACUGGAAAACUCUAUGGGAGAGAAAAAGAAUAUCAUUCUUCUAGUGUCCUGAAAAUAUUUGGUGUCCUAGCUAAUUAACAAAUAUGAAUUGAAGCCUUAAUUUUGACCUAACAGAUGGUAUAUAUACCAGUUUUAAGUUGUUUUGAUAGUGACUAAAUGUAUCCCCAUUUUAAAAAAAGUGAAUUAUUUCUAUUUAUGAGAAGUAAUUUGAAUUUUUGUUUAAAACUUAAAUUAUAACUUUAAAGGUUUUAAUAGGUUGUUCUUGAAGGACUUAACCUAAAACUGUGGCUAUACCCUCAACUUCAGAGGUGCACUUAGAAAGGGGGGGCCCACAUUUGCAGCUCCUUGGAGCAGUUUAAAAGGGCACACUGACUCUUACAUGACAUCUUCCAUUGCUGCCUUAACUCCAAAGCCAUUCCCGAGCGCCUGGCUCCAGGCGUGUGUUCUUAGAAGCAAGAUAGUUGAUAAGAUUCUCAAAAUCUUGUUUUGCUCCGUCAGUGCCUCCGUUAAGGUAUGGCACAGUCCCUAGAGGCAGGGAGACCAAUUCAUUUGUGACUGAAGGUAAUCCCAUGUGAACUAGAAAUAACAGGACAAUUAAAUGUAAGUAGAUUGUAGAUAGUGUGUUUUAUAGAAACAAUGUCUAUAACAUGUAUAUAGAAUUAUUCUCUGUAAAAACCCUGCCAAAA
This is a messenger RNA of Peromyscus maniculatus bairdii (prairie deer mouse), 1620 nucleotides long. It is a transcript of the gene Hhex, whose product is annotated as hematopoietically expressed homeobox. NCBI's taxonomy places the organism in Eukaryota, Metazoa, Chordata, Mammalia, Rodentia, Cricetidae. The record is from RefSeq and is a predicted model, not a curated record. Gene Ontology annotation, biological process: cell differentiation; regulation of transcription by RNA polymerase II. Gene Ontology annotation, molecular function: DNA-binding transcription factor activity, RNA polymerase II-specific; RNA polymerase II cis-regulatory region sequence-specific DNA binding.